AUGAGGAAUUCACGUCCGCAGGAGAUGAUGGAAGAUUUCUACAUUCCCGUUCCCAUAGACACCGAUAACAUCUCAGCUCUGAGCCCAUUUUUGGUUCCUCAGGACCACCUGGGAAGCCCUUUCAUAUUCAGUGCUAUGGCUGUAUUCAUGUUCUUUCUUUUUAUUGGUGGGACUACAAUAAAUGUCCUCACUAUUGUCUGCACCGUUAAAUACAAGAAGCUGAGAUCUCAUCUCAAUUACAUUCUUGUGAACCUCGCGAUCGCCAACCUGUUGGUAUCAACUGUUGGCUCCUUCACUGCUUUCUACUCUUUUUCGCAAAGGUAUUUCAUUUUUGGACCAGUAGCAUGUAUAGUUGAGGGACUCCUCGCAACUCUUGGAGGUAUGGUGAGCUUAUGGUCUCUCUCUGUGGUGGCUUUUGAGCGGUACCUUGUUAUUUGCAAACCUAUUAGCAACUUCGCUUUCAAGGGAACCCAUGCAUUAAUUGGGUGUGCAGUCACUUGGGUCUUUGCAUUAGGUGCUGCUCUUCCUCCGCUCUUUGGCUGGAGUCGUUACAUUCCAGAAGGUUUGCAGUGCUCUUGCUCUCCUGACUGGUACACAUCAAACAACAAAUACAACAAUGAGUCAUACGUCAUGUACCUCUUCUGCUUCUGCUUUGGCGUCCCUUUUACAGUCAUUUUGUUCUGCUACGGUCAGCUGUUGUUCACACUAAAAUCAGCAGCUAAAGCCCAGGCAGAUUCAGCCUCUACUCAGAAAGCUGAGAGGGAAGUGACCAAGAUGGUGGUGAUUAUGGUGUUUGGUUUCCUGGUAUGUUGGAUGCCAUACGCAUCAUUUGCCUUGUGGGUUGUGACUCAUCGUGGGGAACCCUUUGAUCUGAGAUUGGCAACCCUACCUUCCUGUUUCUCCAAAGCCUCCACUGUGUACAACCCUGUCAUCUAUGUCCUCAUGAACAAACAGUUCCGGUCAUGUAUGAUGAAGCUUGUCUUCUGUGGGAAGAGUCCGUUUGGGGAGGAUGAAGAGGCAUCAUCUGCAUCUCAAGUCACCCAGGUCUCCUCUGUUGGACCCGCAAGCUAAUCAAAUUGA
Chanos chanos (milkfish) is the source of this 1080-nucleotide messenger RNA. RefSeq names its product opsin 1 (cone pigments), short-wave-sensitive 2 (gene opn1sw2). The transcript is spliced from 5 exons. Gene Ontology annotation, cellular component: membrane. Lineage: Eukaryota; Metazoa; Chordata; Actinopteri; Gonorynchiformes; Chanidae. Gene Ontology annotation, biological process: phototransduction; visual perception; G protein-coupled receptor signaling pathway. The record is from RefSeq and is a predicted model, not a curated record. Gene Ontology annotation, molecular function: G protein-coupled receptor activity.